GCCGUCAAAAACAACAACAGGCGUCUCUUACAGACACAGCAUUUCAAACACUAUUAUUCUAACCAAACGACUUAUCUAGAUAAUAUUAGGGUUAACAUCGAUGCAACCGGUUCCAGAGUAGUUACAGUUUUCUUCGUGUUUAUUUAUAGACACGGCGAGGUGUUGAAAAUGAAAACGAGUUUGGGUUUAGCCGUGAAGCUAAACGUUUAGCAAGAGGCACUGAGGUGUGUUCACAAAUAACAAAACGAUAGACCGGUCAGGGUGGAGAAAAAUAACCCAGCUAUGUUAUGGAGUAUCUAGAUUAAGUGUCGGAUCUUACUAUAUUACAUUCUGCCGUAAGGACAAAAGGAGAGACAGUCAAACCCAGUUAGUUAUGACCAUGUCGCUGAUCCAGGCCUGCCGCAGUUUGGUCUUAUCUACAUGGCUUUUAUCGUUUUGUUUCGUCCACUUCUUCUGUUUAGAUUUCACCGUGGCCGAGAGAGAGGAGUGGUACACCGCUUUCAUCAAUAUCACCUACAUAGAUCCGAUCACCUCUAUGAUCCGGACGGAGAAGACUGAAUGCGGUCGAUAUGGGGAACAUUCACUGAAACGCGACGCCAAAGGAGUCGUGAUACUUCCAUCUCUUUCCCAGGACUGGCAAGCCUGUGAUCCGGGUACCUUGUUCCCGGUUCCGGUCCAGGGCAGUGCAUGGAUAGCCCUGAUAGCCAGUGGAAACUGCACCUAUAAGGAAAAGAUUCGACAUGCAGCGAACCAAAACGCCUCGGCCAUUGUCAUAUUCAACGUUGGAUCCAGCAACGCCAAUGAUACAAUCACCAUGUCAUAUUCAGGUAUGGGUGAUGUGGUCGCCGUCAUGAUCCCAGAACCUAAAGGUCGCGAGGUCGCCGCUCUGCUUGAGCGGAACGUCACGGUAACCAUGCACAUCACCAUAGGAACGCGUAACCUCCAGAAGUACGUGAGCAGGACGUCGGUGGUGUUCGUCUCCAUCUCCUUCAUCAUCCUGAUGAUCAUCUCUCUGGCCUGGCUCGUCUUCUACUAUAUACAGAGGUUCAGAUACGCCAACGCACGAGACCGUAACCUGAGGCGUCUGGGAGAUGCAGCUAAGAAAGCCAUCAGUAAGCUGCAGGUCAGGACCAUCAGGAAGGGAGAUGGGGAGACGGAGUCAGACUUUGAUAACUGUGCCGUGUGUAUCGAGGGUUACAAGCCAAACGACGUGGUCAGGAUCCUACCCUGCAGACAUCUGUUCCAUAAGAACUGCGUGGACCCCUGGCUGCUGGACCACAGGACCUGUCCCAUGUGCAAGAUGAACAUCCUCAAAGCCCUGGGUAUCGCUUUAAAUGCAGACUGGUCUGGAUGAGGUUUGCCAUCUCGGACUAUGAGAUGAUGAGUGUGGGUGGUGGUGGUGGGGGGUCGGGGUUCUGGCCUAGAGGCUGUGGUGUCGGGAGGGUCAAGUGACGGGACCCUCAGUGAGGGGGGGUCGGUGGUUCUAGACCCGGGGGUGCGGAGGGUGGGGCUCCCCCAAGACUACCACGACCCAGACCCUCUGAGGGAUAGUCCCAUUACUGCUACUACUGAUACCCACACAGGUGAGUUCCAGCCCAUGACCAGCAGUGCGUCUGUGGCAUCCCUGGUGAUCACCGUGGAAACGGGGCUGUCUGACGAAGAACUGUCACUAGAACCACCAACCCCUACUGGGGACAACCAGUCCUGAGACCAAGGGCCUAAUUGGGGCCACACUGGUGCCAGAACCAUGACUGUACCGGGGUUAAGUCUGGUUUAGCCUGGCCCUGGGACAAAUCUAACCUGGGACAGAGGACGGAGACAUACCUGCAGGCUAAGAUUUACUUGGACUAUGGCUGCAUGUAUGGACACACCUGUCUAUGGCUACCUGGGAUGGACCUACCUGUCUAUGGCUACCUGGGAUGGACCUACCUGUCUAUGGCUACCCGGGAUGGACCUACCUGUCUAUGGCUACCCGAGAUGGACAUACCUGUCUAUGGCUACCUGGGAUGGACCUACCUGGAUAAACUGAUCUGGGAUGGACUUACCUGGGAUGGACCUACCUGGGAUGGACCUACCUGGGAUGGCUACCCGAGAUAGACAUACCUGUCUAUGGCUACCUGGGAUGGACCUACCUGGAUAAACUGAUCUGGGAUGGACCUACCUGUCUAUGGCUACCUGGGAUGGACCUACCUGGGUUGGACCUACCUGGGAUGGCUACCCGAGAUAGACAUACCUGUCUAUGGCUACCUGGGAUGGACCUACCUGGAUAAACUGAUCUGGGAUGGACCUACCUGUCUAUGGCUACCUGGGAUGGACCUACCUGGGUUGGACCUACCUGGAUAAACUGAUCUGGGAUGGACCUACCUGGGAUGGGAUUACAUGGCUCACCUCCUACCUACAUGGGGAAUAGACUGGCUAUGGUUUAUGGUCCUCUGCCCUGUAUGGAUUAUGGAGCUGUAGCUAGAGUAUGGAGCAAAAGGUGUGGCUAUACCUUUCUGAGAUAUGGACUUGGCUGGUUGGUUACCUGGUGGGCUAUGCUGUGUGUCAUGAAACUGUUACAUGGAGCCCAGGAAAUGCAUCUGGAACCAAGUGUUUCACAAUAAGAGUUCAGGUCACGCACUGACCAAUAUGGAAACAACGGAACCUUGGGAUCUGUUAAACUCAUAUCUCUAGAAGUGACAGUUUGAAACAGGACCUUGGGAUCUGUUAAACCCAUAUCUCUAGAAGUGACAGUUUGAAACAGGACCUUGGGAUCUGUUAAACCCAUAUCUCUAGAAGUGACAGUUUGAAACAGGACCUUGGGAUCUGUUAAACCCAUAUCUCUAGAAGUGACAGUUUGAAACAGGACCUUGGGAUCUGUUAAACCCAUAUCUCUAGAAGUGACUGUUUGAAACAGGACCUUGGGAUCUGUUAAACCCAUAUCUCUAGAAGUGACAGUUUGAAACAGGACCUUGGGAUCUGUUAAACCCAUAUCUCUAGAAGUGACAGUUUGAAACAGGACCUUGGGAUCUGUUAAACCCAUAUCUCUAGAAGUGACAGUUUGAAACAGGACCUUGUCCACCAUCACGCAGAGACACACAGUACUGUUGUAGCUUACAUGACACGAGGUUCACUCAAUACUCGUGAACAACCGGUGCAGAUAUCACGGGGACUUUUAUUUUGGAAAAAGCCCUCUGGGAGAUGUAGUCAGUGGACCUGCUCUGACAUUAUCUCCGCUGUGUCUGGAACGAGGCUGGGCUCUACCUACGGUAACCAUGGAUACGAACACACAACUACGUAGUGUUGCUCCAACAGCGCUGCGGUAUUUUUUAAGUAACCACACCAGUAUUAUCUAUACCCUGCCUGUGUCUCUUUCUAUGGUCAUAUAUCUGCCGGUCAGUCUGUCUAUGUCUGUACCAUCAUCUCACAGUAUUAUCUAUACCCUGCCUGUGUCUCUUUCUAUGGUCAUAUAUCUGCCGGUCAGUCUAUGUCUGUACCAUCAUCUCACAGUAUUGCAUUGUUUUAUUCGUGUUUAUUAUUACUGCUUUUUAAAGUUGUUUUUUUACUACAUACAGUACCUCUGUCUGGCUUAACUGGCCAAUCAGAGUUGGUUGUGUCUGGCUUAACUGGCCAAUCAGAGUUGGUGUGUCUGGCUUAACUGGCCAAUCAGAGUUGGUUGUGUCUGGCUUAACUGGCCAAUCAGAGUUGGUUGUGUCUGGCUUAACUGGCCAAUCAGAGUUGGUUGUGUCUGGCUUAACUGGCCAAUCAGAGUUGGUUGUGUCUGGCUUAACUGGCCAAUCAGAGUUGGUUGUGUCUGGCUUAACUGGCCAAUCAGAGUUUGUUGUGGUUGUGUUGUUGCCAUGGUGUUGCCAAUAACUGCCAUUUUUAAAACCAGGGCCAUGUUCAGUAGGAAAAGGUUUUGGAACGUUCUAGAUAAAAAAUUCUAUGAAUAGAGCCGCUGUGAUUUCAGUAUUUUACAUGUCAGAGAGGCAUGUUUGUUUGAUAUUGAACUAAAAUAUAUAAACACACCAUGUAAAGUGUUGGUCCCAUGUUUCAUGAGCUGAAAUUAAACAGAAAUGUUCCAUAUUCACAAAAAGCUGAUUUCUCUCAAAUUUUGUGGACAA
Molecule: messenger RNA, 4103 nt
Organism: Oncorhynchus kisutch (coho salmon)
Lineage: Eukaryota; Metazoa; Chordata; Actinopteri; Salmoniformes; Salmonidae
Product: RING finger protein 150
Exons: 6
Coding region: 374-1354 (326 amino acids)
Source: RefSeq, a predicted model, not a curated record